This is a messenger RNA of Endocarpon pusillum Z07020, 1359 nucleotides long. RefSeq lists its product as uncharacterized. Lineage: Eukaryota; Fungi; Ascomycota; Eurotiomycetes; Verrucariales; Verrucariaceae. The transcript is spliced from 2 exons. Bases 1 to 1359 code for a protein of 452 amino acids. The record is from RefSeq and is a predicted model, not a curated record.
AUGUCGUCUCACGAUCAGAAUCACAUUCCAUUUGAAGGCCCACGUAGACGCGGGCGCGGUCGUGGUGCAGUGCUUGAGCACCGCGCCGCUAGCACCGGCGGCCUCGAUGUCAACGCCCACCUCAACACUGAUGAGAAUGACGGCCUUGACCUCGGCCUCGAAGAUGUCAAUCUCACACCGCACCCUAAGAAGAGGCGAUAUGCAACAGGCACCGCGAUAGCAACUUCCGACGACGCCGCCUCUGAUCACUCGUCGCGCUCCUCCCUCAGCCUCCCGCCGUCGUUGUCCGGCGCCGACAGUCCAAUAAAAGGCUCCCGAUCCAGCAGCCCUAUAAAGCACCUCUUGCGCGUCGCCAUGCGCAAAGACGAGCCCAUCCAUGUACGCGAAUACAACCCCGGCCAGUCCGUCAGCGACGAGUUCCCUCAUGCGCUUGCUGACAUGUGGGCAACGUUGCGGAAGUGCUCGCGUCGGGCAGUCAUACCUAGUACGCUCGAGGGCGACAUUCGCCGGCACUUUCCGUCUGAUGCAGACUUGCUGGACGCUCGGGACUUCCUCGACGCCCCGUCCAAGCUGACCAUGGAGCACUUGAACGACUUGCUACGCGGCGCACAUAAGUCGUUCAUGAAGACCGAGCCGCACUGGAAUUGCGCGUCGCACUUUCCUGCGCUGGACCGUGCCGUCCAGACGGCGAAGAUUGUCAACUGUGACGACGUCAGUAUCGAGAACAUCACCCUCGCCGACAUCCUCCCCCAAUACAACCUCCGCGACGAAACCAUGGCUCCUUACAACCCCUCCUCCGCCAUCUCCCUCCCCUCCGCCGCCACAACCACCACACCUUCGUCCCGCGUCGACCUCGCCCUCACCAUCGGCCUCACCGCCGCCGAAAACGAGAUCCUCUCCAACCACAACAUCACCCAUAUCAACCACACCGCCUUUGACUCCCUUACCCGCAGCCCCAUCGCCGUCUCCGUCGAGGCCAAGCGAUCGGGCGAAGGAAAAGACAAGUCGCAAUACCAGCUCGCCGUGUGGGUAAGUGCGCAGUUCCGGCGGCUGGAGGAGCUGUUUGGACGCGAAAAGGUGCAGCAGCUGGCAUGGCUGCCGCUACUGCGUGUGCAGGGCGAGCACUGGCACUUUCUUGCCGCUGUGCGCGUGGGGAGGAGCGGCCCUAGUGGAGGCAUGCAGACCGUGAUCUGGAGUGAGAUUAGUCUCGGCAGCAUGAGGGAGGUGCUGGGCGUGUUCCACGUGCUGGCCGCGCUGCAUGUGCUGGUUGAAUGGGCGGAUACAACGUUUAGACAGUGGUUUGCGGGUUGCAUUCAGGCGUUGGGCGUGGGUGACUUGGAGCAGCAAACGGGAGGGUAG